AGUGCGGCUGAGUAUAUAGCUCGCAGUUUGGUCCGUACUUUUUUCAUCAGCUCAUGUGUGUGGAUUUUGUAUAUUAUUUACUAGGAUCGUUUUGUGCACCCUAAGUGCAGUACCAUUAACAAAUAUUCUGGCUGCUGCAAACGGAAAUUACUCAUUCUUUUCCUGUAGUUUCUUUGCUCUUCUCUGUGGUUCAUGUGAAACUGAGUUGCUUAGCAUGUUUUAGUUUGUCCAAGGACUGAUGGUAAAUGGAGACGGUUUUUUCGGUGCCCACCUCUAUUUCCGUCACUGAAAGUGGCGUUACAAAUGCCGUCCACAUUGAUGUCAAUAUUGGGUCUAUUCAGUCGGGUUCUUCAAAAUAUCCACACCCAUCUUUGGGGAUUACCUGUCCAGAACAUGCUUCCAAUGUCUUGGACGACCUCACACCGUCCCUCUCUUUGACCACAAUAGCGCCUGGAAAUUCUUCAAAUCGUUUGUUGCCGUUCACAGAUGAUCUUGGUUUAUGCAUUAAACACUCUCCUGAUGUGUCACCCUUAGUCGAUGAUGAUGAAGAUGUACGUUCACUCCUAGCAGCAGCAGCCGCUGUUGCGGCUGCCGACUCCAGGGUUCAUCAAGGUUCACCGCCAGUUCGUUCUUCUUCUGGACUUAACACUCCACCUGAUUCAAGAAGUAGUCGACUUAUGGACACAAUCACUUGCAGACCAAUGUCAGUUGGUGUUUGCGAUCAAACUCAGGUCAUUCACUCAAUAGAUAGUGUUCCUAUGUUAGUUUCGAGUCAUAGUUUGUCAAGAACGCCCUAUGCACAUAGAGAUGACCCUCUCGCAAUCCUAAUCCCAACACACACAACACAGUCUGUGUCUACUAAUUAUUUGUUAUCCUCCAGUGUUUCCACUCCAUGCAGCUCUCCUCUAACAUUCCGAUCUCAUUCCCCUAUUCGGACACAUUUAGAUGGUAGACAUACGUCCGAUAUGCUUCACCAUAGUUUAUCCUGCGAAUCUCAUUCUAUCGAGAAUGAACGUACAAAUUCUCUCUCAUCAGUUUCUCACUUUCCCCCACCAAAUACACCGCCUGUGCAUAUGGACAAUUAUAUAAAUCGUCAAAAUCAUGACGAUCAGGUUUUUAAUUCAAAUCUUUUACUUCUGAAGGAUACAGUUCAUACUUCAUGUGUGUCACUAAGCUCUCCUAAAGUAGUUUCAGAAUGCAACUCAUCUGGCCAUACUACCAUAUCCUCGUGUUUAUCAAUCGGUGAACAUACCGCAACAACCGUACUUAGCCCUGUUGUUGUAUCAAAGGAGUAUACUGUCUGCUCAUCAGCGAAUGUAACAGAUGUAUCGGGUAAUCUUACAAAUAACUGGACAAAUACUACUACUUGUGAACCAAAUAUUCAGGCAGCAAAAGAAUGUGCAAUUACGGAUGAUAAUUUUGAUUCUGUAUCUAAAGCGACAGACGAAAAUUUAAUGGAUUUAGAACAAGUUAUUUCAUCACACUCAGCUUCAUUACCAGCUGUUGAUGAUGAGUACUUUUUAAAAACUUCCGACGAUUUUCAUGUUGAUACAGUAGUGAACAUUGACCUUAGAUGUAUUUCUCAUUCAGACAAAAUUCCUUCAACAGAUAGUGGCGAGUUAGCGUCUUCGAAAACAUCUGUCAUGUGUUCUGCCGAACCAGAUUUCCCGGAUGUUUACGUUGAUGUUUCUGACGUAAACGAUAAUGCUAAUUCUGUGAUCCUACCACACGAGUCACCAAUCAGUGUCAAAACAACAACAACAACUCAUUUCCCUGCAAAUACGAAACUUAUAUCUUCUGUAGUGGCGUCUGCUGAGAGUUCUAUUGACAUCAAGUGUGAAACAGAGAGUCAGAAAGAUGAUUGUUUUAUUCAGUCUGCUGAUGACGAUAAGAAGUUUAAGACAGCUAAAUCUGUGUCCCCUUUAGUAGAAGACUCCACAUUCAAAGAACCAUGUGAAACUGAAAGUUCUCCAAUUACCAAGGCUCCUAUAAUUUCGGAGUCACCAACAAAAGAUGAUGUUCAGACUAAGAUCAGUAAUGAAGAUCGAAAUUUACUCCUCACACUGGAGCACCAUAAUGAUAGUUUAGAAGAUCCAGUUGAACCCAGUGGGCAUUCUCCUUCUGUUCAUUCAUCCCAUAAAGAAGAUGAUGAAAAAAUAUAUAACGAUGCUGAUUAUGCGGCUGCUGCAGUUGCUGCUGUUGAUGAUGUGGUGUAUGCACUAGCUGGUAAUCGUAAACCUGAUCCAUCUUUAACUCUUGACCCGGCCUUAGAAGGCACAGGAACAGAUCGUCUAUAUAGUUUAAGCUUAGCUCCAGUUCAUAAUGAAUUCAAUAAUUCACAGAUGAAUACUUCUAAUUCCGACUUGUGCAACACAAGCUUUGUGAAUACUAACAAAAACUCAGAUCGCGUUCGCUUUCAUCACUCUCUGGUGGCCAACGAAUCUUCAGAUGGUGAAGUCUGUUCAGAGGAUCACUUAUCCAGAAGCUUGUCUAAUGCUUCUCCUAAUAACUGGAAUAAAACGGAUAUGAAGGGUGAAUUUUUAUGCUUAUCGUGCAACAAAGCGUUUUCACAAAAGGCUUUACUUCUGAAACAUCGAGUUAUGCAUGAAGAACCAAAACAUAUAUGUGACACUUGUGGUCGCAGCUUCGUACGAGAAGACAAGCUUAAACGUCAUGUUAUGUCUAUCCAUACAGCUGAAAAACCUCAUGUUUGUCAUAUAUGUAGUAAAGCUUUUUCCCGCAAAGAUAAACUUAAAGACCAUUUGAAACAUCAUGAUCGUGCAGCCAGGAAUUUUGAGUGUCAACAGUGUCAGCAACCUUUUGUUCAAAAGUCUGAUCUUAACAGACAUAUUCGUGGAGUACAUCAAGGUGAACCAGGGGUUGGGAUAAAUAUGGCAGUAAAACGGAAAGCACCAGGCUCUGCGCCAUUGCGUUUAUCUAAACGAAAAUCAAAGUCUACAACUGAUAGUUCUGAGUCUAACAAUAAUGAAACUAAAGUGGCAAUGUCAUCAGUGGAAAAUUCACAUAAUAUUACCACCAAUAUGGCUAUAAAUAGAUCACAUAAUGGAAAAUCUGUUAGUAGUGUGCGAAAAAGUGAUAGUACGGAAUCCGAUAUGAAAACAAAUAAUCAAAUAGCAUCGAUCACUAGUGGAACUACUGUUUUUACUCCAGUCUCAAUGAUUGCAACCACAACGUCGGCAUCAUCUGCAGUUAAUUUCACCCCUCUAACUGUUUCACUAACACCUACUGGUAUGACUCAAACAACUCAUCCGAUUUUUGCAGCUAAUGCUUCUGGUCUAAUGUUUCCUACAAUGACUGCUCAUCAUCACCAUCUUGUUCAACAACAUCAAGCAGCGACUGGAACUGUCAUGUUACCAAGUGUCAGUGUAGCUUCCGUAGCAGCAAUGCAUCCAUCAGGAAUUGCCUUACAACAGCAACAACAUCAACAGUUUUUUGCCAUGGCUGCUAUGCCAGCUCUUGCUCAGUCAAUUACGGUCACACAAUCAUCUAAUGGUGUUCAACAAGGUACUAAUGUUCAACCUGCACAGACUUCAAUUCAUUUUCAACCUGAAUUGAAAACAGUAGCCACACCUUCAGGUCCUAUGAUGGUAUUGACUCAUAUAGCUGCACCAAAUCAGUCUGGUCAAGCUCAUCCAUUGACUAGUCAAACAAUUUUCCCUCAAGUUGUUGGAUUUCAUGCCACUGCAGCUCAACAACAACAGCAACACCAACUUCAACAAUUACAACAACAACAAGCAGCAGUUGUUCAACAUCAACAACUUUUACAACAACAGCAGCAACAACAACAGGCUAACUAUGCAGUGGCAGCUGCUGCGGCUGCCGCUGCAGCUGGUACACAUUUAGUUGCAGUCUCUAAUCAUGGUAAUUGUAAUCAAUCAACUGUCAAUCAAACACAACAAUUCCAAUUACAACAACAACAACAGGCCGUGGCUUUGGCAGCCCAUCAACAAGCAGCGCAUAGUUUUCUUUUCCCUACUGCUGGGGUUAGUGGUAAUGUUAACUCGGCAGGUACUGUUGCAACACCUUCUGGUCCAACUACAUUCUUUUGUCAUCCACAAGAAGGAAUGGCUGCUGGUUUGUUUCUGGCUUCUUCAACUGAUCCAACUAGUUUUGCAUUAGCAGCUGCUGCUCAAGCGCAAGCACAAGCGGCUGCGGCAGCUGUUGCCGUUGUCCAACAACAACAACACCAGCAGCAGAGUAAUGUUAAUACUGUUAAUGCUCAGAACAAUUCUUCAAUUGCUGCUACACAAUUACAACUAGUAACAGGUUAUUCACAGGUGGCGACUGAUGCUCAACAAACUGUUGCACAACAACAACUACAACAUCAACAACUAUUAUUACAACAGCAACAACAUCAGCAGAGAUUAGCAGCAGUGGCAGCUGUAGCAGGAGUUUCACAAACUUCAUCAAUUGCUAAUCCACAUUCUGGGGUGUUGAUGUCGUCGAACACCACUGGAACUAUUAUCAAUGGUGCGAGUGUUGCUACUGCUGCUGGUGGUAGCGGUACACCAGCCACCUCUGUAAUUGUUAAUUCAGUUCAAGAGGAACAACUUAAUCGAGUUCAACAAUCCGCUCAUUUUUUAAUUGGACAACAAGAAACAACAGGAUCUAAUAGAACAGUGAAUAAUUAUCAACUAGCUGCAUUUACAAAUGCUGCAGCUGCAGCAUUAUAUCAUCAACAACAACAACAACAUCCAGGUUUCAUGCUUGCAGCGGCUGGAAAUACUGGCGUCACUAAUACUAAUGCAGCAAUUGUUUCCAGAGGAACAUCAGCAACUGUAGCAGCUAUGGCUUUACAUCAACAACAACAACAACAGUAUCAACAACAAGCAGGUCUUAUGGCGGCAGCAGCUUACCAUCAUCAACAACAAGUAGCUCAACAUCAGGCUUUACAACAACAACAGCAGCAGUAGUAAUAGUAGUGAUGAUGAGUUCAAAUGAAAAAAAGCUUAUAACAUUUUGACAUACUCAUGAAGUUAGUCAUCUAUGUAUGUAUAUUGUAUUUAACUAACUAUUAUUAUUGUAAUUUAUUCAAAUGUACUUUCUUGUUUUGUUUUUUUAUUAAAUUAAUAAUUUUCUCGUAUUUAUUGAAAUGCAUUUGUCAGUUAUUAUUAUUAUUUUUCAUUAUUAUUAUUAUUAUUAUUUCAUAUACUCUAGUAGUAAAGAGAUAUGUUGGUUGGUGAUUUAUUUUUCAUUUUCACCUAAUAUCCUUCAUAUAUAUAUAACGAUCUAAUUUGAUAUUCACCGUUGUAUUAUUUCCCCCUUUUUGUAUAAUUUUCUCUAACUUAUUUUCACAAUUUCUUGUAUAUAGAUAUAUAUGUUUCUGCGUAUACUCUAGACGUAGACUACACCCUAAUAAGUAAUCUUCUGACUGGUAAUGUUUUUUUUGUUGAUGAUAAUAAUAUUAGUUGGUGUGGUUUUUUUUAGAAUAUUUAUAUUCGUCUACGUGGUUGCCAAUAUAAAACACGUUUGACUACUAUUACUACUAAUCUAGCACACCGAUAUGUAAUUGUUUCUUUGCUUGAGACACUACCCUACUUAUUUCCUUCUCUACAACUUUUCUAUCUAUUGCAAUUGUUGUUAUUAUGUACCACCUUUUAAAUAAGAAUUGCUAAUAAUAUUUACUACAGUAAAUAAAAUACCUUUCUACUUUGGUUAUCUUCUCUUUUUUUGAUACUGAUGUUCAUCGUACGAACAGUUUCAGUGAUUAUUAUUAUUAUUAUUGUCGUUAUUAUUCACUAUUUGUACAUGAUUUUAUUCAAUCGAAUGCUUUAAUUGAUAGCAAACGGUCAGCUUUCUUCUUCAAAAAACAUCUUGUUAUUAUGCUUAGAUGUUUUUUAAGAUUUGUAAAUCUUUUAUCUUCCUAUCCGCCUUAUUAUACUUUAUUACGUCUAUCUUAUAUGACAAAUAUCAUUCAGCCUGUUUCCUUAUCCAUCUGGUGGUGGUGAGCGGGUUAGCCUGGAUAUUUGUGAUCGCGUUGUAUAUUCUGAGUUUGAGCAGUAUUCUCGUAGUCUAGAUUUUUGUAUUAUUCAAUUUUCUGUCUUUUCCAUAAUUGUUUUGUAUUUGUCUUUCUGUCUCCCUCUUUCAUGUAUAUAUAUAUGUUCACUUUCUUGACGUUUUCCUCAAAAGAAGUGCAAAAAUAGUGUUAAAUAAUGCAUAGCAAACUAUAUUCUACAAGAUGACAUCCAUUUUUUGAGGAGCUUGUAAAGAAAAUUCAUAAACGUAUCGUUCUAUGUUCCAUAAAAUAUUUGCUAGGCAGACAAGUUUGUGUGCAUGUUAUGCUGUUGCAUUUUUCUUUCUUGCUUUCUUUUGUCACCAUUAUUAUGCAUUGUAUUUCAUCUAAGUUAUAGAAUCAAUAAUAAUGAUAAUAAAUGUUUCUUUUUAAUGGCUAAUGUUCUAUUGCUCGUCUGAACCUUAUCUAGUCUUUACACUUGAUUUGCAUGCAUCUAUCUGUGCGUUAAUUGAUGUGUUUCUAUGUCAGUCCUCAGUGAAUAGAACAAUUUGUUUUCUUCUGUCCUGUGUCCUCAUCUUAUUUUUUUCUAACAAUUUGUAAAUGCAUAACAUAUAUAAUUAAGGAUUGUGAAAAAUUAAUAUUAUGUAUUUGUUAUCAUUAUCGUGAGUUAUUAUUAUUGCCUUAUUUUCUACAAAUGUUGGUAUUUUGUUUCUUCUCAUGUUUUCUUUUAUUGUUUCAAUAACGAUUAUGAUGAUCGUCAUGCGUCUAUUAAUGUAUAUAUACAUGACUAUAUAAGACAAUACAUCUACGUAUAGAUUCUUUUUUUAUUAAUUACCCUGUGUUAGUAUUGUU
This is a messenger RNA of Schistosoma spindalis, 6826 nucleotides long. The record is from the annotation of a GenBank genome assembly. Lineage: Eukaryota; Metazoa; Platyhelminthes; Trematoda; Strigeidida; Schistosomatidae.